Messenger RNA from Gilbertella persicaria, 2991 nucleotides. RefSeq lists its product as uncharacterized. The record is from RefSeq and is a predicted model, not a curated record. The transcript is spliced from 6 exons. Lineage: Eukaryota; Fungi; Mucoromycota; Mucoromycetes; Mucorales; Choanephoraceae. The coding region runs from base 81 to 2927 and encodes 948 amino acids. Gene Ontology annotation, molecular function: hydrolase activity, acting on carbon-nitrogen (but not peptide) bonds.
GUGUAUAAUUUGUAUCAGCUAAAAUAAAUAUUUAACAAGCUUUUCUCUGCUUCUCUCUACUUUUCUCUUUCUUUAUUGUCAUGUCUGGAAAGGGAGGAUACUCAUCCAUAGAUGAUCCUAAUGAAGGGUCUUCAUCAGAACCACUUUUAUCGUCGCCCAACAAAAAGAAUACUUGGAAAGAUCAUGUUAAACGCGCUCAACUCUAUGUGAAACAAAACCUGUUACAUAUCUUGACUCUUCUUGCAGUGAUUGCUAUCAUGGCUGUCUUGAUCAUUUAUAUGUUCUUGCCUGAAGCAUCUGUGUUGCCCCAUAAACCCAAAAAUAAUCGUAUAAUUAAACCUGGUGUAUCUAAAUUGACCAUGGAGGCCGGCCGUGCCAAAUGUGAAGCUAUUCAGACCAGAAAGAGAGAUAAAAGCACACCCAGCCCUAACCGUAAAAAUCCUCGUGCCGAUCCUACACAGAAGCCUAUCUUAUUCAAACAUGCUGUAGUUUGGGAUGGCCAAGGUGGUGUUUUGGACGAUGUAGAUGUCUAUGUUGAAGACGGUGUUAUUCGUCAAGUUGAAAAGAACAUCAAGGUGAAGCGUGAUGAUGUUAAAGUGAUUGAUGUUGCUGGUCAUAUUAUGGGUCCUGGUUUAGUAGAUAUGCAUAGCCAUAUGGGUGUUGAUUCUUGGCCUGAAUUUGCUGGUACAGAUGAUACCAAUGAAAUGACUCAACCACUUACACCUUUUGUUCGUACCAUUGAUGCUUUUAAUCCAUCUGAUAAGGCUAUUCGUAUUGUGUCAUCUGGUGGUGUAACAACUGCUUUAGUGUUGCCUGGUUCCGGCAAUUUGAUCGGUGGUGAAGCUUUUGCUUUUAAGCUUCUUCCUAAAGCAACGGUUAGUAACGAAGAUAUGCUUGCCCAAGCUAAUAUCAACCCUGAAGAAGAAACUAAAUGGCGUUGGAUGAAGCAUGCAUGUGGUGAAAAUCCAAAGCGCGUCUAUGGUAACAGAGGACAAAUGCCUUCUACUCGUUUGGGUGAAGCUUAUCUUUUCCGUAAGGAAUAUCAAAGAGCUCAGCAGCUUAAGCAAGCACAAGAUGACUGGUGUGAAGCCGCUAGUCACUCACCUUCUGCUCGUUUCGAAUCACCUUUCCCUGAAGACUUGGAACUUGAAUCUCUUAUUGCCCUAUUACGUCAUGAAGUACUUCUCAAUGUUCAUUGCUAUGAAACCCACGAUAUUGAAGCCAUGAUCCGUCACUCCCUCGAAUUCAACUUUACCAUUAGUGCUUUUCAUCAUGCUCUUGAUGCUUACCGUAUUCCUGACAUUUUACGUCGUGCACCCAAUAAUAUCACGAUUGCUACAUUUGCUGAUCAUUGGGGCUAUAAAAAGGAAGCCUUCCAAGCCAUUCCUGAAGCUCCCAAGAUCCUUUAUGAGGCUGGUGUUCCUUUAGCUUUAAAGAGUGAUCAUCCUGUAUUGAAUUCUCAACAUUUGAUUUUUGAAGCUGCCAAGACAACCCAUUACGGAUUGCCUCCUCAAGAAGCUUUCAAGGCUGUUACUUCUACCCCUGCUAAUGCUAUUGGUUUAGGUCACCGCAUAGGCUCACUCAAGGUCGGUUACGAUGCUGAUCUUGUCAUUUGGGACCGUGAGCCUCUUGAAUUAGGUGCCACUCCUUUACAAGUCUUUAUUGAUGGCGUACCUUUGUUUAGAGAACCUGCGAUUGAACCCGUCGUUGCUCAUGCUCAAACUGAACAGAAAAAGACAAAUGCAAAGGCACCCAAGAAGCUCGAAGGUGCUACAUCAUUCGCUUUGAAGAAUGUAGGCUAUUCAUUUUUGGGCGAGUCUCCUGUCAAAGGACCUAUUGAAGUUGUUGUUAAAGACGGUUCUGUUAUUUGUUCUGCUGCUGACUGUACUCCUGCCAUUGCUUCUGUUCAAAAUACUCUUCCUGAAUACGAUCUCCAAGGCGGCUAUGUUCUUCCUGGUCUUAUUGGUGUUGGUUCUAGCCUUGGUCUUAUUGAAAUCGAUGGUGAAGCUCAUACCGGUGAUGGAAGAGUUGCCUCUAGUAAAUCAUAUGAUCCUAAAGACAUUGUCCAAGCUGUUGACGGUAUCAAAUUGAGCACACGUCAUUUAGAAGAAGCAUACAAGGGUGGUAUUUUAUCCUUGAUUACGGCUCCUAUGUCUAACAACGUUGUUGCUGGUGUUUCCGCUGCUUUUAAGACGGGUGCUGACUCAUUGCUUACCGAUGGCGCUCUCAUUUCACCUGCUGUUGCUCUUCAUUUACAAAUUGGCGAUGAUUACAAAUCAAGCAGCUUCCCUACCAUUUCUAGUCAAAUCAGCUUUAUUCGUCAAAUCUUGAAAGACAAUCUCAAGAACGACAACGAUUACGGAAAGGCUGCUAAUGGUAUUAUUCCUACCAUCAUUACUGCUUACAACAAGGACGAAAUUGCUUCUUUAAUCACUCUUAAGAAAGAACAUCUUCCCAAGGCACGCUUCGUCAUUUUGGGUGGUCAUGAAGCUCAUUUGGUUGCUCCCUAUUUGGCUGAAGCAAAUAUUCCUGUUGUACUUCAACCUGUUUUGUGUACGCCUUCUCGAUUCGACUCCAUUCACUGUUUAACAGGUGCCCCCUUGACCAACGGUACAGCUGCUCAUGUGUUGCAUAGCCACGGCGUAAAGCUCGGUGUUGGUAUUUACGAUAAUGGUCUUGCUCGUAACUUGGCUUGGGAUGCUGGAUGGUUAGCUGCCACAUCUCCUUCUUCUUCUGCUUUAGAAGGUGGUGCUAUCUCUGAAGUGCAAGCUAUCCAAUUCAUCACAAGUAACAUUCGUGACAUCUACGGUCUUCAAACAACUGCUUUCAAUGGCGAUGAUUUCAUUGUCUAUUCUGGCAGUCCAUUUGAUGUUCAAAGCCGUAUUAUCCUUAUCCAUUCUGAAACCAAUGGUCUUCAUACUGUGUAAAUAAAUAAACUCUAAAGUAGUAUGCGCAUUUUAGUGUAACAGUCAAUCAGUUUUUUGAUAGAGC